Molecule: messenger RNA, 2405 nt
Organism: Lolium perenne
Lineage: Eukaryota; Viridiplantae; Streptophyta; Magnoliopsida; Poales; Poaceae
Product: asparagine--tRNA ligase, cytoplasmic 1
Biological process (GO): asparaginyl-tRNA aminoacylation
Cellular component (GO): mitochondrion
Molecular function (GO): asparagine-tRNA ligase activity; ATP binding; nucleic acid binding
Source: RefSeq, a predicted model, not a curated record
AGGCCCUCCGCCACGUACUUGGCCAGGUAGUGGCGGAGGAGCCGGUCGUGGGCCUGCGGCACGCCGGGGUGCCUGCCGAGGAUGAAGGCCGAGAUGACUUCCUCCGACGCGCUGCCACGCAGCGCUUCGAUAGCCUCGCCGAUCAUCUGCCAUGACAUGCGUUCUUCAGUUAAUCUCAGAUUGCUAAUAGAUGUACAGCAGAACUGUGUGUAAACCAUGCAAGAUUUGUUGUACCGAGGAAUAAGGUGGGUGAUCGGGCGUGGGCUCCCGGCGAGCCGAAACGGCCGCCGUCUCGGUGGUCGGCGCCAUUGCUGCCUGAGACAUGGCAGAGUGGGCAGGAUCGUUGCGCAAUGUCUAUCUAGCCAAAUUUGAAAAGGACUAGCCGAAAUCAAGGCAGAGAGUAGAUUGGCCUUCUCAUUGGUGCGGUUUGUUUUGUAUCCGACUUGUUCUUCGAUAUGUAUCCCGUCCCGUACCUACCGGAUGAUGCCGAGUUUGAACCGGCAAGGAUUAGUAGUUGUUGAUAAGAAGCCGGCAUAUAUUGAGAUCGGAUAUGCGAAGUCCUGUUACGAUUUAUUUAGUUUUCUUAGUUGUAGUACAGGACUAAGGUUGUAUUAUACGAAUACAUACGAGUCUUUUGUUGAUCGUGGCUAGUUUAAUUUUAAUCGAUUCAGGAGAGCAAAAGCUAGCCGCCAUGGAGGCCGCGCCGCCGGCGAUGCCAGAGCUGGCCGACGAUACCACCAGCAUCCCCUCUUCCCGGGGCGAGGGAGACCAGAGCCAUCAUCCUCGCACCCUCAUCCGUGCAAUCGUGGGCGCCAUCGACGCGCACGAUAAGAAGCGCGUCGUGGUGGGCGGCUGGGUGAGGACGGGCCGCAGGUCGUCGAGCCUCUUGGCCUUCCUGGAACUCAACGACGGCUCCUGCCAGCAGAACCUCCAGGCCGUGGUGAAGGGCCAGGUGUACGGCGACCUCCGGCGCCUCACGCCGACGGGGACGUCCGUGCUCUUGGAGGGCGUUCUAGAGAAACUCGACGGAGCCAAACACAAGCAGCUGAUCGAGCUGCAGGUGGAGAGGGUGAUCGACGUCGGCGAGGUGGACGCCAGGGUGUACCCGCUGCCCAAGACCAAGCACACGCUCGAGGGCCUCAGGGACAUUCCCCACCUCCGCCCACGCACAGACACGAUAGCUGCAGUUGCUAGGAUCAGGAGUGAGCUCGCCUUCGCAACACAUAGUUUCUUCAGGGGUGAAGGUUUCUUGCACGUACACACACCAAUAAUAUCAACAAGUGAUUGUGAGGGUGCCGGCGAGAUGUUCCAGGUCACCACCUUGUUCAGCCAGGCCGACAAGGUGGAGAAGGAGCUCAAAGAGAAUGGCGCCGCACCGUCAGAGGCCGACAUCGAAGCCGCGAAGCUCGUUGUGCGAGAGAAGGGAGACGCCAUUGCACGGCUUAAAGCAGCAAAAGUAGCUGGCAAGCAAGAGAUAAGCGCCGCUGUUUUGGAGCUUGAAAAGGCCAAAGAGAUUGUUUCCAGCCUUGAAGCAGAGAGGUUGAGACUGAGACCAGGGAUUCAACGCAAGGACGACGGAACUAUCUCUUUCGAGAACGAUUUCUUUAAGCGCCCGGCUUAUCUCACCGUCUCAGGCCAGCUUCAGGCUGAGACCUAUGCGUGCGCUCUCGGCAAGGUGUAUACCUUUGGACCAACGUUCCGGGCAGAGAAGUCACACACAUCAAGACAUCUGGCCGAGUUCUGGAUGGUCGAACCGGAGAUGGCGUUCGCCGACCUGCAAUAUGAUAUGGACUGCGCAGAAAGAUAUGUGAAACACCUCUGCAGGUGGAUACUUGAUCAUUGCCGAGAAGACAUGGAGUUCAUGGUCAACCAUCAUGAUAGGACUGCGAUUGAGCGUUUAGAGCUUGUUUCGGAGACGCCUUUCGAGCGCAUUUCAUAUACCAAGGCGAUCAAGAUAUUGGAAGAUGCAGAUAAGGAGUUCGAGAACAAGGUUGAAUGGGGAAUCGAUUUAGCGUCCGAGCACGAGAGGUAUUUGACUGACGUAGUAUUUGAGAAGCCAGUCAUUGUUUAUGACUAUCCAAAAGAAAUAAAAGCAUUCUAUAUGAGGCUCAAUGACGACCAAAAGACAGUAGCUGCCAUGGAUGUUCUUGUCCCCAAGGUUGGUGAAUUAAUUGGUGGAAGCCAAAGGGAGGAGCGUCUAGAUAUUCUUAAACAACGGUUAAUCGAUGGAGGUUUGGCUUUAGGGCCAUACGAGUGGUACCUGGAUCUUCGACGGUUUGCAACUGUCAAACAUAGUGGAUUUGGCAUGGGCUUCGAGAGAAUGCUCCUUUUUGCUACUGGCCUCGACAACAUCAGAGAUAUCAUCCCCUUCCCAAGAUGCCCUGGGAAGGCUGAUCUUUGAAAGG